Molecule: messenger RNA, 583 nt
Organism: Rubroshorea leprosula
Lineage: Eukaryota; Viridiplantae; Streptophyta; Magnoliopsida; Malvales; Dipterocarpaceae
Source: the annotation of a GenBank genome assembly
AACCCUGUAAUUUUCAUAAACAGCCCUUAAACCAGGUUGAAGCCGGAAUCAUGUCUGCCGAUGUUACCAUGGAGGAUCCUAUCGAGUUUGUGGAAGUGAUCAUGGCGAUCUUUGCACCCACAACCCAAGAUUUCGACAAACCCGGUACGAUGCCUGCUUCGAAAGCGUCGAUCGAGGCCAUGCCGAGGAUAGUUGUUGAGGAGAUUGGAAAAGACUGCACGAUAUGCUUGGAGGAGUUUGUGGCUGGCGGCGAAGCCAGAGAGAUGCCGUGCAAGCAUGCGUUUCACUCGGAUUGUAUAGAAAAAUGGCUGGGGAUGCAUGGGUCUUGCCCGGUUUGCAGGUUCGCAAUGCCUGUGGAGGAGAGUGACGGCGACGGUGCCAGUGAGGGAAUGACGGAAAGUAGAGCGGUCGCUUCUCUUGUUUUCUUUAUGCAUGUGGAUGUCCCAAGUUCGGGUCGGGAAUCGGGUGGGGCUGAUGAUUCGUUAACACAAGAUCCGGAUUGCAGCUGAAUGUAGGAGAAUGGAUCAGAUUUUUUUUUUUUUUCUAAUUUUUUCUAAUUUGUAAAUACAAUAUUUCUUUAGUA